AUGGCCGUCUUACACGCUUACGACUACAUCUUCUACAUUACCGCCAUCUUCGCCUUUCUCGAUGCUUGGAACAUUGGCGCCAACGAUGUCGCCAACUCCUUCGCCUCCUCCGUCUCUUCGCGCUCUCUUACGCUCAAGCAAGCAAUGCUGAUUGCUUCUGUUAUGGAAUUCACAGGUAGCACUGCGGUUGGCUCCCGUGUCGCCGACACUAUCCGCACCAAGCUCAUAGAUCCUCACCAGUUUGAUGGAUCACCGCAGGUUCUAUUACUUGCCAUGAUGUGCACCAUCAUAUCAAGCUCAGUAUUUCUCACUGUCGCAACCCGCUACGGCAUGCCCAUCUCGACGACACAUGCUGUUGUUGGUGGUUUAAUAGGAACAGCAACAGCAUCUAUCGGCAUUGGCAAGGUCAGUUGGGGAUGGCACGGCGUCACCCAAAUAUUUGUUGCCUGGCUGGUUGCUCCCAUUAUUUCUGGGUGCUUCGGAGCCGUGCUAUUUUACAUAACGAAACGAUGGGUACUCGUCAAACCUUCCGCGGUGAAGCGAGCAUUCUACUCGAUUCCCUUUUAUAGCUUUCUGACAAUCGGUUCUAUCAUUAGUAAGUAUAAAUCGCUCUUUAGCAUGUCUGUAUACUAA
[Torrubiella] hemipterigena is the source of this 633-nucleotide messenger RNA. NCBI's taxonomy places the organism in Eukaryota, Fungi, Ascomycota, Sordariomycetes, Hypocreales, Clavicipitaceae. The record is from the annotation of a GenBank genome assembly.